AUGUCCUGUUUAAAUGGCACUGAGUUCCACCCCUCUUUUUUCCUCUUGCUGGGAGUUCCAGGCCUUGAAGAGAUGCAUGUGUGGAUCGGUUUACCUUUUGGCUUUGUGUAUUUGAUCGCCCUUGUUGGGAACAUCACUAUCUUGUUUGUGAUCAAGAAUGAACACAGUCUUCAUCAGCCCAUGUUUUACUUCUUGGCAAUGUUGGGCUCCGUUGAUCUGGGCCUAUCCACAUCCACAAUUCCAAAGAUGCUGGGCAUCUUCUGGUUUAACUUACGGGAGAUUAGCUUUGGGGGAUGCGUGACCCAGAUGUUCUUCAUCCACAUAUUCACCGCAAUGGAGACUGUUGUGCUGGUUGCCAUGGCCUUUGACCGAUAUGUUGCCAUCUGUAAUCCUCUGCGGUACAGCCUGAUUCUAACGAACAGAACGAUUGGUCUCAUCCUGGUGGUGGUAUUUGGAGUAAAUUUCAUGUUGGUCAUUCCUCUGGUGUUUCUCAUUUUGAGACUGCCUUUCUGUGGACACCAUAUAAUCCCUCACACAUACUGUGAACAUAUGGGAAUUGCUCGUCUGGCCUGUGCCAACAUAAAGGUAAACAUGAUAUUUGGAUUGAUUCUUAUAUCAAUGGUGCUUGCUGAUGUGCUUCUAAUUGCCAUCUCCUACAUGCAAAUCCUACGAGCUGUCUUCUGCCUGCCUUCCCGGGAUGCCAGGCUCAAGGCACUUAACACAUGUGGCUCCCACAUCUGUGUCAUCCUGGUCUUCUUCACUCCAGCUUUUUUCUCCUUCAUGACCCACAGGUUUGGCAGGAAUGUUCCUGCAUACAUUCAUAUUCUCCUAGCUAAUCUAUAUGUCGUUGUUCCCCCUGCCCUGAAUCCUGUCAUCUACGGGGUGAGGACUAAGCAGAUUCGGGAGCAGGUUUUAAGCAUCUUUUGGAAGAAAAGUUGA
Peromyscus californicus insignis is the source of this 939-nucleotide messenger RNA. Its product is annotated as olfactory receptor 52E4-like. Gene Ontology annotation, molecular function: olfactory receptor activity; G protein-coupled receptor activity. Gene Ontology annotation, cellular component: membrane. Lineage: Eukaryota; Metazoa; Chordata; Mammalia; Rodentia; Cricetidae. The coding region runs from base 1 to 939 and encodes 312 amino acids. The record is from RefSeq and is a predicted model, not a curated record. The transcript has a single exon. Gene Ontology annotation, biological process: G protein-coupled receptor signaling pathway.